AUGUCGGGUCACCCUCGGCUCCGCAAUUUCUUUAAGGGCUAUGUUGGGAAUGGCGAGAAUAUCCUAUUCUGGUUGGAUCCGUGGUUGAGAGACGUCCCGUUGAUGGAAGUUUUUCCCAAAUUAUUUAUGCUGGAGACUGUCAAGAACUGUUCGGUUAGGGAUCGGUUAACUGGCGAGUGGCUGUGGAAGCAUGACCCCGUUAUGGAGGAUGAAAUCAUCGAGCUGGAUGCUCUAAUUGCAGAGGUUGCGGCUGUUUCGUUGAGGGAUAGGAAGGACGAUUGGAAGUGGUUGCCUGACCGCUCGGGUUUGUUCUCUGUUCGCUCCGUUAAGAAACUUUUUGAGGUCGCCGAGGUAGAUAAUAACAGGUACGUGAUUGAAAGGUGCAAAUGGGUCCCUAUCAAAUGUAAUGUUUUUGUUUGGAGAGUAGAAUUGAACCGUAUCCCCACGGCCGAUGCGUUGCGGAAGAGGGGUAUCCAAGUUGGUAACGGGGUAUGUCCUUUGUGCAAGACGGAUGACGAAUCUGUGGAGCACAUCUUCACUUCUUGUAUUGUGGCCGUAAUUCUUUGGCAAAAAGUUUCUUGGUGGUGCGGUAUGGCUCCCAUUUAUGCAUUCUCUGUCAAGGAUUUGUUGGAUGUCCAUAAAGACAGGAAUAUAAAUUCAGGGGUUAAACAUGUGGUUCAAGGCAUUAUGUUUAUCUCAGUUUGGUGUUUGUGGUUGGCUCGAAAUAGAGCGGUUUUUUCGAAUGCCGAUGUUAAGGUUGAUAGUGUUUUUAGCGAAGUUAGAGAUUGGUGUAAAUUUGUAAAUUUGUAG
Messenger RNA from Helianthus annuus (common sunflower), 810 nucleotides. RefSeq lists its product as uncharacterized. NCBI's taxonomy places the organism in Eukaryota, Viridiplantae, Streptophyta, Magnoliopsida, Asterales, Asteraceae. The transcript has a single exon. The record is from RefSeq and is a predicted model, not a curated record. The coding region runs from base 1 to 810 and encodes 269 amino acids.